This is a messenger RNA of Chenopodium quinoa (quinoa), 984 nucleotides long. RefSeq lists its product as uncharacterized. The record is from RefSeq and is a predicted model, not a curated record. NCBI's taxonomy places the organism in Eukaryota, Viridiplantae, Streptophyta, Magnoliopsida, Caryophyllales, Amaranthaceae. Gene Ontology annotation, molecular function: DNA-binding transcription factor activity. The coding region runs from base 1 to 984 and encodes 327 amino acids. The transcript is spliced from 5 exons.
AUGGAUCCUAAUAACAAUGAUCCUAAACCGAUGGACGGUCCCGAGCACUCGAACCCCUGGGCCCCGCCGGUACCACCUACUGAUGAUGAUGAUGAUCAUGCCUUAUGGAGUAUGCUUGAUUCUUGGGUGAAUGACCCCGUACCGUUACAAGAUAUGCCGUUUGUUCAAAGUAAUGAUCAUCACCAAAAUGUUGGAUUCGACGGCGGUGAUGAAGGGAGGGAUGUGAGUGUCCAAGGAAUGCAACAAGGGGUUGGGACAGAGGAUAUGACCCCUCAAGAUCAACAACAACUACAACAACAAGAUCAAUUGCCAUUGCAAGUAGUGUGGCCUAACCAUGAUCCUUGUGCUUCUUGUCAAGUGCUUAGAGAAAUUACUUUUACAAAUGAUUUUGUGUUACAAGGCACUCAUACUACCAAGCUUGUCAUCCAUGGGAAUGUGGGUUUUAUAUAUCAUGCACUUUACUACUCCAAUUACGGGUUACCACCUUCUGAUGAUCACAUUGGAAAUCAUCAAUUUAUCGAUUUUAGCAUGCGUUCCUUCGAGGAGACCAGAGAGUAUCUAAAAGGCUAUAUAGCUCAUCAGAGACAAAAUGGAUACAUAUUGUUGCGAGAACCUAUUUCAUCAUUUUAUGAAGCCUUAAGCGUCGGCUUUGAUUGGCUAAAUUUUGAAGGUAAACAGAGAGAACGAUUGAAGAAUAUGACACUUGAAGAUUUUGCCAAAUACUUUGAUAGGACUAUAAAUGAUGCAAGUGUGGAAUUACACUUAUGUGCCACUGUUAUUAAAAAGAAACUUCGUUCUUUCGAGAUUGAUCGAUGGCCUUAUAGAAAGGUGAAAAGCUUGCAAGGAAAGCUAACCAAUUUAAUAGAAAGAACAGGGGGCGAAUACAAUAGAUUAAUUAAAAUGGAGCCUGAACGAGUUGAGACUGAGAUUCAAAAGCUUCAGCAACGAAUAUCUGAUAUUCUUAGUGGGAGAUUGAAGCCUUAG